Molecule: messenger RNA, 2508 nt
Organism: Ruditapes philippinarum (Manila clam)
Lineage: Eukaryota; Metazoa; Mollusca; Bivalvia; Venerida; Veneridae
Product: protein RD3-like
Exons: 2
Coding region: 135-779 (214 amino acids)
Source: RefSeq, a predicted model, not a curated record
AAAGUUGUAGCACAAACAAAGUAGUAAACAAAGUAAACGAAUAAAUUAUUUUUUGUUUACUGUAUCUCUUUAGUUUAACAUCUUACAAAAUUUCAAUCUUUGAGAUCAAUCUGUAGAGAAAAAAAAACUUUGCUAUGUUUUCUUGGAAAACAUUGUUGAAGCCAUGGGGAGGGGGUGAUACUCAGAGACCUCCAGAGAAAGAUGAACAAAUGAUGUUAAGUGAUUCAUUGAUGUUAGAACUGGAAUUUCAUAUCAGAGAGUCGGAGAGAGUGAACCGGGAAAGAGAACAAGAACAACGUCGACAGGAAACCGGAGUUGACUAUAGCUGGUUAAUUACCACCCCAGUUAAAUCAUAUGAAAUCCCACAGCUAGUGAGAUUAGAAUUGGAGGAGAUGUGUUAUCAAAUUAAACCAUCAGAAUGUGGUAAAGUGAUCACUCAGUUUAGAGAUUCUCUGUUAAAUGAACCAAGUGUGACAGACAUGCCUCGGAUAAUGAAAGCAUGUAUUCAGCAAGUACUUGAUCAGCGUCCGAAAGAAGAGACCCUUACUCAAUGGGUUACUAAGAGAACUGUUAGCCUUACAAAUAUCAAACUUCGUCCACAGUCCAAAAUUACACCUACAGAUGUUGACAUAACUGAUGAUGUGGAAAGCCAGUCAACUAUAGAUACAGUUUGUUCUAGGGUAGAGCAGAUAUCACCAACCUCAUUCUCAGGAAGAUCCAACUCAUUGCCAGUGUAUCAUGGAGCAACAACUAGAAAUAUUGACCAUCUGCCUGUAUGAAUACAUUGUAUUACUUGUUAGGCAAAAUUAAUCAAGGAACUGCAGAAUUGUUGUUUUUUUAGCUUGACUAUUCUCAGAAUAGGGAGAGAUAUUGUACUCAACCAGGCAUUGGCACCACAUUUUGGAAAAGUUUUUGCAUGUAAGCUGAUAUCUCUAAAACUACAUAUAGGAAUGGGUUGAAAUGUCACAUACUUAGAUAUUUGAGUGCCUAAUAGGAGGUUUUUGUCCAAGGCCAAUAACUCUUUACAUGGAUUUUGACAGAAUUAUGGCCCUUUUGAACUGAGAAAAUUUACAUUAUCCAGGCACUUGUUUUACUACUGAGAAAAGUCGAGCAUGCUGUCCUACUAACUGACAGCUCUUGUUUUUGUUUAGAACUUAAUUUUAUUUGAUAUAAAUGGGAUAUUGUAAGCUAUUUACAAGUUGAUGUUUGUUCAUUGUUUUAUGAUGGCAAGUCAAAUCAUUGUAGUUAUAUUUUUUAUUCAUUUGAAAUAGAAAGAAUUCGUUUAGCAUGAUACCUGCCUUAUAAAUGAAUUCAAUAAGCAUUACAUGUGUUAUAAAUCUAUAAUUUUUAUUGUCAAAAUCAUAAUAUUUAUAAUGGUGCUUUACAAGUGGUGGUUCAUAUAUUAUAUACAUGUAUAAAGCAGUUACAUUUUAAAGAUAUAAGUGUAAACAUUGUUUUUGUUUAAUUUUCCUUUUACUUGAAUUUUAUUUGUUUAUUUCAAGUUUAAACCAUUGUUACUUUUUAAGUAAUACAUGUACAACAACCAAAGCUGGAAAAAAAAUGUGAUAUAUUUUGUCACUUUCACUAUCUUGUAUCAAAUUUACAUCAAUAUUAGAGACCCACAAUACACAUUCUGAAUGUACUAUAUUAAAGAUAGAAAAUAGCCUGGGCUACUGAAUGCUUUAUUGAUAAUGGUCAGCAAAGAGAUACAAAAAUAAUAUCUUCAUCACCAUAUCAACAUGUGGAUUAAAAACAUUAAAUUUUUUAGCCUAUUACAUUGUAUCUCACAUUAUGAAAGACUGAGGAUUUAAUGAUAAUCCCUUUGAUAACUAGUGAUAUGCAUAAACUGUUACAUUCACCAACCUGUAAGAAUGAAAUCAAAGGCGUUUUUGUGACUGUAUUGUAUAGUAUCCCCUACCUGCACCCCCGCCCCCUAUAAGUGAUGCAUUAAGAUGAUAUUCUUAAACCAGCUGAAUUUUUCCAGCUUCCAUUUUUGGAACUUUCUGUUAUGAAAUUUAGGGGAUAACAAGGUGAAAUUAUAAUAAAAUAUAAACUUUGUCAGACUGCACGGAUAUGCAGGCUAGCCAGGUUAUAUACUGGUGGCAAUGGCAAAUAUAUAUCAUUCUGGGUUUCAGCUGGUUAAUAGUUAAUAGUUAAGGUAGUCCUACUGCAAUGCUUUCCUGCCGAAAAAAUUCUUUCAUCAGCCAAUAUUGUAAUAAAUUGAUAAUUGUUCACAGUCUUCGGUAUUCAAUAAUUUUUAACUGGUUUUAGCUUGAAUUAAGUGCACAGCGAUAAAGGAUGAGUGCAUGAUUGUAAAUAAUCUAAUGCCCAAGAUUUUGAAAAAAAUAACAUUCCGGAAAUAUCUGAUUUGCUAUGAUAUUGGCCGAUGUUAGAACUUUUUUGGUGGGAAAGCAUUACAGUAACACUACCUUAAGAAGCAUUUAAGAAAUAUCUGAUAAAAAUGUUUAUGACAUGUAUAUAUUAAAUAUUAUAUUGUUAAAACUUCUA